AUGUCCAGCGCAGGUGCAAAACCAGCAGCAACACAAACACAUACGCACUACGAUGUCCUCCACCUGUCUUGCCGUCCUGAACAGUCUCGUCAUCUGUCAAAGGACGAUGUCAAGGCUGCAUACCGGCGCGCAUUACUCAUACAUCACCCAGACAAAGCUCCCGGUACCACCAAGGAUGCCUCCCUGAAACGCCUGCGGAACAGUGGUGCCUCAACACCAAUACCCAUCUACUCUAUUGACGACAUCGUUGUUGCGUACGAGGUCCUAUCCGACUCAGCGAAGCGCGCAGAAUAUGAUCGUACCUUGGAUCGCGGCGUCAACUUUGGCUGGAAGGGUGAGGGUGAUGAGAAGGGCACACACAUUGGAGUAGAGGUCUAUGAUCUCGAAGACCUCAAAUAUGACGAGGUUCAGACUGUCUGGUCCAAGAGCUGCCGCUGUGGUGACGACCAAGGCUAUAUUGUGACCGACUCGGAUCUCGAGAAGGAGGCGCAACAAGGAGAGGUUUAUGUCGGUUGUCGAGGGUGUAGUCUCUUCGUCAAGGUCUUGUUUGCCUUGGAGGAGACAUGA
This is a messenger RNA of Cladophialophora psammophila CBS 110553, 567 nucleotides long. RefSeq lists its product as uncharacterized. Gene Ontology annotation, molecular function: metal ion binding. The transcript has a single exon. Gene Ontology annotation, biological process: protein histidyl modification to diphthamide. Bases 1 to 567 code for a protein of 188 amino acids. The record is from RefSeq and is a predicted model, not a curated record. Lineage: Eukaryota; Fungi; Ascomycota; Eurotiomycetes; Chaetothyriales; Herpotrichiellaceae.